Paramecium pentaurelia is the source of this 1215-nucleotide messenger RNA. NCBI's taxonomy places the organism in Eukaryota, Ciliophora, Oligohymenophorea, Peniculida, Parameciidae. The record is from the annotation of a GenBank genome assembly.
AUGUGGCAAUUUACUGAUGAUUAAUAUCAUAAAUUUACAACUCUUCCUGAGAUUUUGAAGAGACCAGAUACUAAAACAAAAUAAAUUAGCAUAGAUAAUAAACUAGUUUAAGAAGAUCAAAAUGAAAAUACUGAAAUUCGACCAAAAAAAGUACAUAUGAAACCUAGACUCCCUGUUUUAUCGAAUUUGCUAUUAAAACCAAAAUAGACACCUACACCACCAAAAUAAAAUAAAGAAGAAACUAAAGUUACAAAUAAAAAAAGAAUAGAACCUGUUAAAUCAGUAGUUUAAAUUAGAUCAAAUUCAAAUGCACCUUAAAUGGUAAAGUAACUAACAAAUGAAAAAUUAGAAAUAAAAGAAAUUAUCAAAAUAGAAUUAAAACCAUAAAAAUAAAUAAUGACAUUAGAUGAAUAUGAAAUCUAGGAAAUCAUUGGUUAAGGUUCUUAUGCAAUUGUUAGAAAAGGAGUACAUAAGAUUCAUGGUUAAAUUGUUGCCAUUAAAGUAUAUUCUAAAGAAAGACUCUAUGAUCCUUAACGUGCUAGAGCAGUAGCCAAAGAAAUUCAAAUUCUUCGAUAAUGUAAUCAUAAGAAUAUAAUUCAAUUAAUUAAGGUUGUAGAAUCUAAUAAAAAUGUAAGUUUUUUUUUUGAAUAUUAUUUAGAUAAAUUUAAUAAUGGAAUAUGGAGGUGAUCUAUCUUUGAAAAAAGUUAAAAAUUUAAAAGAAAUAGAUAUUCAAUAAAUUUUCUUUUAACUAUUAAAAGCUGUUAAUUAUUUACACAACAAAAAAAUAAUUCACAGAGACAUCAAAUUAGAUAAUAUUUUAUUAAAUGCAUAAAAGUAAAUUAAAUUUAACUAUAAAGAGAGAUCAAACUCAUUGAUUUUGGUUUUGCUACAGAAAUUGAUGGAUAUAUUAAUACUACAUAUGGAACUCCUUCUUAUAUGAGUCCAGAAAUGCUACCUCCAAAUCCAAGGUAUAAUGAAAUGACAGAUAUCUGGAGUUGUGGAGUUGUACUAUAUGCUUUAUUGUUUAAUAAAUUUCCCUUUAGUGGUCAUACAGAGAAAGAAUUAUAAAUGAAAAUAAAAAAAUAAGAUCUACAUAUCUAAUCAUUGGAUGAAGAGAUUGUGGAGGUGUUAUAAAAUUGUUUAGAAAGAGAUGUUGAUAAAAGAAAAAAAGCAGAUUAAUUAUUAAAAACAUUAUGGAUGAUUUGUUUAGAUUGA